Molecule: messenger RNA, 597 nt
Organism: Trypanosoma brucei brucei TREU927
Lineage: Eukaryota; Euglenozoa; Kinetoplastea; Trypanosomatida; Trypanosomatidae
Exons: 1
Coding region: 1-597 (198 amino acids)
Molecular function (GO): phosphoprotein phosphatase activity
Source: RefSeq, a predicted model, not a curated record
AUGAGACCAUUGCUGGUUUUUGGACUGCGCGGGACGCUUUUGGAGCGUAUACAUGCCAGUCGCGUUCCGUCAGGCAUGCCGGGGGGCGCCAUAACCGUUGGGAUGAGUCGCGUGUGGCUUCGCCCCAGUGCCAUGGAGACACUCCUCGCCCUACAGCAGCACUGCACCCUUGCCGUGUGGAGCUCCACCACCGCGCGCAAUACCACUCCCCUGAUGGAGGCUGUUUUCAGUCAACAUGCACAAAAGGUGAACUUUGCUUUUGUCUGGUCCCGCGAACACACGACUGCUGAUGAGUUCCGACGUGUGAGCGCCACGAGCCGAGAUGACCAACACGCCACGGUGAAGGACCUGCGUGAGGUGUACCGUCGAUUUCCAGAAAUAGCAACGCCACAGAACACUGUUCUCAUUGACGAUACACCAAGCAAAGGGAAGCUAAAUGCGUCUAACUUCCUGUGGCUUGAGACAUGUGAGGAACUCAAGAUUGAAAACCCGAAUGUAAUGCCGGCUUUGCGGCGGUUUGUGGAAGAACACCUGUUGGCGGAGCGAGAGGAUGUGCGGCGACUGCUACCGGCGCGCGUCCCAUGGGGCCAACAGUGA